AUGCAGCAAGCCACUUCUCAGGUCCCAGCAGUGAGGUUUUUUUUCUCGGAUCUGAAUGGCAUUUCUAGCUUUUUAAGUCGGUCACCCAAACGCACCACCAUCCUCGACCAGGUUGUUGCACGGAGGUUGCCAAGAGCAUCGGCCACAAGAUGGAACUUCAACAGCAGGGUCGUGAACACAGUCUAUGAGAACCUAGAUGACUUCAUAGAGUGUUUUGAAGCCAUCAGCACAGACGGCUCAUUUGACUGCACCACAGUGAGGGAGGCAUCUGGCUACCUGAGGAUGCUGCAGGACGAUGACUUCAAGUUUUUCCUGCAUCUAUUUCAUCAAAUCAUGCCUCACGUUGACAUUAUGUACCAACAGCUGCAGAAGAAGGACAUUGAUGCAGUCUUCAUCAAACGUGCUCUGCAGAGCUUCACAAGCAGUGUUCAAGCCAUACGGGACCAGAGCUCAUCUCCAGAGCAGCAGCAAGUAGCAGCAGGAACUACAGGAAAAAGGAGGGCCUUCGGAGAGCAAGACAAGCAGAGGCUGUCUAAGGAGGUCUGUGACACCAUCUUGGGCCAUGCAAACGAGAGGUUCUCUUUCACAAGCCACCUUGUGAGUGCAACGCUGCUACAAGGAGACCUGUUUGAGCAGUACUGCCAUGUUUUCCCUGAUGAGGCUCUGAACACCACUGCCAAGGCAUACCCCAUGCUGAAUAAGGCGAAGCUCAAGACUGAACUGUCCCUUAUCUACGAGAGUCCAGAUUUCAAGGGCUGCAGUGGUGCAUUGGCACUCUACCAGGUUCUACAGAGGAACAACCUCCACGAGACCCUAUCUGAGACUGUGGCUCUGUUGAACAUCCUCAUAACCACUCCCAUGACAACUGCUGAAGCUGAGAGGUGUUUCUCGACCUUAAAGAGAAUCAAGACAUUCCUGCGAAACUCAAUGGGACAGGAUCGUCUCAAUGCUCUGGCCAUGCUUUCCAUGGGGAGGGAACUAGUCAGGAACAUGCCUGAUUUUAAUGAGAGGGUCAUUGAUCACUUUGCUGCUUUGAAAGAGAGACGAGCAAAAUUUCAAUACAAGUGAGAAAUGUUGUUUUAAUGUUGUUGUGUUGUUGCACUACUCAAAUGUUGAAUUGGAAAUAGCUGUAUUAAUUGCAUAUCAUCAGCCAAUUUUUUUGUUUGCUUUGUAAUGUACAUGUGUCUUAUGGGUAAAUUCUUGUUAAAUAGCACCCAAUGUUUUGAUUAUCACCUUGGAUCAUUCUUGUGUUAGGAAUACUGUAAAUAUUGCAAUGAGUAGGCUAUGCCACUAGUUUUUAUAUAUGCUGUCAUCAAGUUGUGUGAUGAGAACUGUAAAUAUUAUAAUUACUAGGCUAUGCUAACAUCCAUUUUUUUGUUAAAUCAGAACACAACUGCUG
This is a messenger RNA of Platichthys flesus (European flounder), 1399 nucleotides long. RefSeq lists its product as uncharacterized. The record is from RefSeq and is a predicted model, not a curated record. NCBI's taxonomy places the organism in Eukaryota, Metazoa, Chordata, Actinopteri, Pleuronectiformes, Pleuronectidae. The coding region runs from base 1 to 1068 and encodes 355 amino acids. The transcript has 3 exons. Gene Ontology annotation, molecular function: protein dimerization activity.